GAGCUGCGCCGCCCGCUCCGGGGCUCCGCGGGAGAUCUGAGCGAUCCUCGGUGCGCGGCUCCGUCGGCGGUGAUCCGGCGCUGAGAGGUCACUGAGGCUGAGCAGUGUGGGCUGCAGAUGGAGAUGGUUUGACCACUGAUUGUGGAGACGCCGGCUCUGAGGCCCAGGUAGGACGUGUCUGCCCCACCAUGGCUGCUGUACUGGGGCUGCCAUCGCCCCACUGUCCUCCAUAGCCUGCCAGAAGCAGAUUGCUGCCCUGACGUGCCACCAUGGAGCAGCCCACGUGGGUGCCUCAGCCCCCGCGCAUCCUGGGCUCCUGUGGGCAGAAGGCAGAGGCCGCAGGGGAGAUGCCACCGGACCCGGUGCAAGAACCGGGGGACCCUGAGGAGCUGCACAUUGCCCUGCCCCUGGGCGAGGAUGGGGAGCUGCUGGAGUGUCCCCUUUGCCUGCUUCCUCAGCCACCCGAGGCCUUUCCCAGCCUUGCCUCCUGCUCCCACCGCUCGUGCCGGGCCUGCCUGCAGCAGUACCUGCGCAUCGCCGUCAGCGAGAGCCGUGUGAGGGUGGCCUGCCCACACUGCCCCACCGUGCUGCAGCCUGCUGACGUCCACAGCCUCCUGCCAGAGCCUGCCCUCCGUGACAAGUACGAGGAGUUCCUCCUGAGGAGGCUUCUGGCAGCUGACCCCGGCACCCGCUGGUGUCCUGCACCAGACUGCAGCUAUGCUGUCAUUGCCUAUGGCUUUGCUGAGUGUCCUCGCCUCACCUGUGGACGUGAGGGCUGUGGCACCGAGUUCUGCUACCACUGCCGGCAGCCCUGGCACCCUGAUGGGCCAUGUGCAGCAGCACCGCUGGCCUCCAGCCUAGCCAGCCCUUCUGCACAGCUGGUUUACACAGAGGAGUCUGCUAAUGCUGAGGCUGAAGACAUCAAGGUUUGUCCCCGCUGCAGUGCCUUCAUUAUGAAGAUCAAUGAUGGGAGCUGCAACCGCAUGAACUGCACGGUGUGCGGCUGCCUGUUCUGCUGGCUCUGCCUGCAGGAGAUCUCUGACGUGCACUUCCUGAGCCCAUCUGGAUGCACCUUCUGGGGUAAAAGGCCCUGGUCAAGGACCCGGAAGAUCCUGUGGCAGCUGGGCAUGGUGCUGGGGGCACCUAUGGUGAUCUCCCUCGUCGCAGGCAUUGCUGUGCCUGUCAUUAUCAUUGGCCUUCCCAUCUACACGGGUAGGAAGGUGCUGGGCCAGAGCCGAAGGAGCAGCUUGUCACCUUGCCAGCAGUGCUUCUCCGUCACCAGCGGUGUCCUCCUCUCUCUCUUUGUGUCCCCCAUCAUAACAGCUGUCACGGUGGGCAUUGGCGUGCCCCUGAUGCUCACCUAUGUCUAUGGAGUGGUAGUGCUGUCUCUGUGCCGGAGCCGCAGUAGCUGUGGCCGCAGCCAACCUGGGGACCUCGGUGUGGUAGAGCUGGAGAACUUGACCAAGCUGAACGAGCUGUGGUCAGUGCUGCCCAGCCCCAAGGGUGUUGAGGACGGAGUUGCAGACCCAGCCACCUCUUUCCCCAGCAGCAGCCACAGCCCACGCCCCAGGGUGAUGUGGAAGGAGCAGGACAGCCACUCAGCCAGCACCGUGGCCCUCGCAGGCAGCACGCUGAGCGAUACAUCCUACCGAGAAGGCAUCAACAUCGAGGUGGAAGUGGCGAUUGAAUCAGUGCCGCAUCCCAGCCGAGAGCAAAGCCUGUGCAGCCCACAGUCAGGGCAGUCUCUCUCAGGGGACUCCCUGGGGGGCACCAGCGACAAGUGCAGCAUCACAGGUGUCCCAGUGGAUUGAAGAGGACAGAGCAGCAGUGAGCUGGGAGAAUCAUGAGCUGCAGAGCACCCAUUUCAACUCCCAUCAACGUGAAGAGCCCACACCUUCCUUUGGCAGCCCUGGAUGCCGUCCACGUGGCAUCAGCAGCCCCAGGGCCUGGAUCUGGCCAUCCCCAGACUCGGCAGACCCUCACCCCACACUCAGCACUGCCUGCUCCCUGUUGUAUCCAUCCUGUCACACCUCUUCCCCAAAGGCAGGCUUGAGCAUUGGCACUGCUGAGAAAUAAAACACUCCAAGAGUCACAGCAGGCUCUGAUCUGUGGUUGAGGCUGGGCAGGGAUUAGGGUGGCUGGGCCACACCACAGCCAACAGACAACAGGCACAAGCUGUGUGGUACCCAUUACUUUGUGUUCUGUGCUUUUGACCCCUAGUCAGCCUUAGCAAAACUGAUUUUAUCCUGAUAGCAGACUCAUGAUUAGAGCCAAAGGCCUUGGAUAUGGCACAUGACAUAGCACAAGCAUUUUGAUUCAAAGUUCUCAAGAUAAAACAUUGGAAGCACGCAGUAAGUGCUCUAAAACCAGUUACAUCUCAAUGCAAAUUUCCAAUGUGAGAUCACUGCCAAACAGACUCUGUGGAGUCUCUUUAAUAACCAGAACCUAAAUUGAAAAAUGACCCCUCCUGUGAGGGUCUCACUGCAGGAGGAGCAUGGGGGGGACAAAAGCAGCUCCAGCUCUGGACACGUCAUUACUGAGCACUUAACAGAGGGAUUUGGGGUCAGGGCCACUUGGGAACGGGCUUACCUUGUCACAAAGAUCUCUGGGCUGGUGAAGCAUGGGUGCAAGGUGAAGGGACACAGCAGCAUGGAACAGCAGAGUUCAUCCCACAGAAGCAGUGGCAGUAUUGACACAAGCCAUAUAAAGCUGUCCACAACCC
Molecule: messenger RNA, 2722 nt
Organism: Lagopus muta (rock ptarmigan)
Lineage: Eukaryota; Metazoa; Chordata; Aves; Galliformes; Phasianidae
Product: E3 ubiquitin-protein ligase RNF19B-like
Exons: 9
Coding region: 270-1811 (513 amino acids)
Biological process (GO): positive regulation of proteasomal ubiquitin-dependent protein catabolic process; protein polyubiquitination; ubiquitin-dependent protein catabolic process
Cellular component (GO): ubiquitin ligase complex; cytoplasm
Molecular function (GO): ubiquitin conjugating enzyme binding; ubiquitin protein ligase activity; zinc ion binding
Source: RefSeq, a predicted model, not a curated record